AUGUCUCCAAAACCCCCGUCCCUCUCUUUCUCUGAGGUGAUGAAGAAGCAGCAGAAGAAGUUGAGUGAUGGGAUUUUUGGAGACGUCUAUGGAGCCACCACUAUGCUUCUUCCUAAAGACCUCGACCCUGAAAAGCCCAUUUCCUCACCUUUCGAGCUCCGAUUGCAACCCCCAGAUUUUGGCCGUGCUUUUGGUGAUUUUUUGAGAACAAGAGAAGUUGCCGAGUUCCUUAGUGGGGCUUUAGCAGGGGCUAUGACAAAAGCUGUUCUUGCGCCUCUUGAGACCAUCAGGACUAGAAUGGUUGUUGGUGUUGGAUCCAAAAACAUCAGUGGUAGUUUCCUUGAGGUUAUUGAGCAGCAGGGUUGGACAGGACUUUGGGCCGGCAAUGCAAUCAAUAUUCUUCGUAUAAUCCCCACGCAGGCAAUUGAGCUCGGUACAUUUGAGUGUGUUAAACGAGCAAUGACAUCAGCACAAGAGAAGUGGAAGCAGGGUGAUGGUCCAAAGUUGCAAAUCGGUAAAUUCAGUUUGGACUUACCUCUUUCUUGGAUUUCUCCAGUAGCCGUGGCUGGUGCUGCUGCUGGAGUUUCCGGCGCGAUUGUGUGUCACCCCCUUGAAGUUUUAAAGGAUCGGUUGACUGUAAGUCCUGAGGCAUAUCCUAGUUUAAGCAUUGCAAUCGGCAAGAUUUAUAAGGAUGGUGGAAUUGGUGCGUUCUAUGCUGGUCUUUCGCCUACACUGAUAGGAAUGCUUCCCUAUAGCACAUGUUAUUAUUUUAUGUACGAGACAAUGAAGAAAUCUUGCUGCCAAUCAAAAAAUAAGGAAUCUCUAAACCGUCCAGAGAUGCUCGUGAUUGGAGCCCUUGCAGGUCUGACCGCUAGUACAAUCAGCUUUCCACUAGAGGUGGCUAGGAAACGGCUGAUGGUGGGAGCUUUGCAAGGAAAGUGUCCGCCACACAUGGCCGCAGCACUUUCUGAAGUCAUUCGGGAGCAAGGUCUUUUGGGACUCUACAGAGGGUGGGGUGCAAGCUGUUUAAAGGUCAUGCCAUCCUCCGGCAUAACAUGGAUGUUUUAUGAAGCUUGGAAGGACAUAUUGCUGUUUCAGAGACAUCCCUUGUAACUGGUCGGUUCGAAACAAGAUUUCACACAGAAUUUGCAGUCGAAAGUUGUGGAGUUCUCUGAUCCACAUGACAAUGCAGGAAAAGUCAGCUAAAAGCAUAAUGUGCCAAGGCCUCUAGGUGAUUUUAUUGGUAGACCUGAGGCUGAAUCUCAAGUUUUGGGUAAUUUAUUAUGGCCGUUAUUUUGAUUUUGAUUUGAUUUUUUUCCCCUUCUUUUAACACUUUGUCAGCUGAUUAAAUCCGCGGUUGGAGAAUCCUCUUUCGACAUAAGAGCUGUUUUUUUUUUUUUUUUUUUUUUUUUUUUUUUU
Messenger RNA from Morus notabilis, 1419 nucleotides. RefSeq names its product probable mitochondrial adenine nucleotide transporter BTL1. Gene Ontology annotation, biological process: transmembrane transport. Bases 1 to 1113 code for a protein of 370 amino acids. The transcript is spliced from 6 exons. The record is from RefSeq and is a predicted model, not a curated record. NCBI's taxonomy places the organism in Eukaryota, Viridiplantae, Streptophyta, Magnoliopsida, Rosales, Moraceae.